Messenger RNA from Hemicordylus capensis (graceful crag lizard), 867 nucleotides. RefSeq names its product trafficking protein particle complex subunit 3L (gene TRAPPC3L). The record is from RefSeq and is a predicted model, not a curated record. Lineage: Eukaryota; Metazoa; Chordata; Lepidosauria; Squamata; Cordylidae. Gene Ontology annotation, biological process: endoplasmic reticulum to Golgi vesicle-mediated transport; intra-Golgi vesicle-mediated transport. Bases 110 to 673 code for a protein of 187 amino acids. Gene Ontology annotation, cellular component: cis-Golgi network membrane; cytosol; TRAPP complex. The transcript is spliced from 5 exons.
UUUAGCCAUGAUAAAGAAAGGAAUGCAGUAACCACAGGAGAGGAAAAGGCUACCUAAGGAAGAAAACAUUUGAACAGGGAAUCAUAUUCUCUGCCACCGCCCAAGAAAAAUGUCACGUCCAGCAAACAGAAGACCAGAGAACCACAAAAUAAGCAGAGAGCUUCUUGUGCUCACCUAUGGUGCUUUGGUAGCCCAGCUGUGUAAGGACUAUGAAAAAGAUGAAGAUGUCAACAAAUAUUUAGACAGCAUGGGACACAACAUUGGCAUCAGGUUGGUUGAAGACUUCUUGGCUCGCUCUGCUGUGAAGAAGUGCCAGAGUUAUUCUGAAACCACAGAGAUAAUUGCACAGGUUGCUUUUAAGAUGUAUUUAGGUGUCACCCCUAGUGUGACUUGUAAUAGCGCAAUGGGAAAUGAAUUCUCCCUUAUUCUGGGCAAGAAUCCCCUAGCAGACUUUGUGGAGGAGCUGCCAGCAGGACGAUCUUCACUGUGCUACUGCAGCCUCCUGUGUGGUGCCAUUAGAGGUGCUCUGGAAAUGAUACACCUAGCUGCUGAAGUCACUUUCAUUCAGGAUACUUUGAAGGGGGAUGAUGUGACAGAAAUCGGAAUUACGUUUUUAAAGAAGAUUGAAGACAAAAAACACAAGAGAAAUAAGUCCAACCAACAUCCGAAGUAGCUACAUAUGGAUAGCUUCUAUGAUGACCCUUUUUACCCACCUAGGAAGAGAAUCUUUCUGAUCCAGAAAGGGCAAUCCACACAGAACAAGGCCUCUGUGCAUGGCUUUCCUUCUGCAUCAGGCCCUGCAUGCCCCAAGUUUUGCUAUGUGGAGCAAGAUUUCUGCCAUAUGCCUCUGAAUAUCCGUUGCAGGAG